AUGACGACCUACCCCACCGCCCUCCCCCCCGCCCUCACAACCCCGCCCCCACCGCUCGUCUACACGCUCCUCGCCUUCCCGACGCCGCAGAUCCUGCUGGUGACCAUCAACCGCCCCCAGCACAUGAACUGCAUCAACACGGCCGGCCACCACGAGAUGCACAACCUGUGGGAGUGGUACGACAGCGAGCCGACGCUGCGGUGCGCCAUUGUCACCGGCGCGAAGGGCGGCAAGAAGGAGGCGUUUUGUGUCGGGCAGGAUCUGAAAGAAUGGCACACCUCAAUAACGAACCCCACCACCACCACCACCACCGAAGGCCCCUCCCACCCCCCCAGCGGCUUCGCCGGCCUCUCCCAACGCACCGGCAAAAAACCCGUAAUAACCGCAAUCUCCGGCCUCACCCUCGGCGGCGGCUUCGAGCUCACCCUCAACGCCGACCUCACCCUCUGCACACCCACCAGCACCUUCUCCCUCCCCGAGUCCCUCAUCGGCGUCGCCGCCUUCGCCGGCGCCCUCCCGCGCCUGACACUCCUCGUGGGCCUCCCGCGCGCCAGCGAGCUCGCCUACACCGGCCGCGUGCUCACCGCGGCCGAGGCGGAGGCCUGGGGCAUCGUCAACCGUGUGGUGGGGCCGGACGAGGAUGUGGUGGGGGCGGCGGUGGAGGUGGCCGGGAAGGUGGUGAGGUGCAGUCCGGAGAGUGUGGUUGUGAGUCGCGCGGGGCUGAGGAGUGCGUGGGAGGCGGGGGGGGUGGGGGAGAAGGUGGCGGGGGUGUGGGGCGGUGUCGGGGGCGUGUUGAGGGGGGGGGAGAAUGUGAAGGAGGGGUUGGCGAGUUUUGUGGAGGGGAGGAAGCCGCGGUGGGGGGUUAGUAAGUUGUAG
Morchella sextelata is the source of this 876-nucleotide messenger RNA. RefSeq lists its product as uncharacterized. The transcript is spliced from 3 exons. Bases 1 to 876 code for a protein of 291 amino acids. The record is from RefSeq and is a predicted model, not a curated record. Gene Ontology annotation, molecular function: enoyl-CoA hydratase activity. Lineage: Eukaryota; Fungi; Ascomycota; Pezizomycetes; Pezizales; Morchellaceae. Gene Ontology annotation, biological process: fatty acid beta-oxidation. Gene Ontology annotation, cellular component: mitochondrion.